Messenger RNA from Cuscuta campestris, 3328 nucleotides. Lineage: Eukaryota; Viridiplantae; Streptophyta; Magnoliopsida; Solanales; Convolvulaceae. The record is from the annotation of a GenBank genome assembly.
UUUAAAUACAAAUUAUUCAUUAUUAUUUUAAUACAAAAUUAAUAUUUAUUUUUUUCUUUGAAAUAUUUUACUCCCUCCGUCCCUGAGUGUUUGUCCACUUUCAUUUUUGCACACCAUCCAAUGCACUUCUUUAAUCCAUUUUAUCUUGUAAUUUGUAUAAUAAAAAAUUAUAAAAAUUAUAUAUUAAUAAUCUAUAUGUUAAGACGAAUCAAACAAGAUCACACAUGACUAUUUUUAGACUUACACAUUGAGAGAAUUUGAUAAGCCAAAAUGUUUAGAUGAACAUUCUACUGAGGUAACGAAGGACUCGCUUCAUGGCCGUGAGAUGGGCGUCACAGGGUGCAUGAAGAUGGAGGCAAAGCUGCUGAACGGCAUAUGUGAUAUUGGGGCGAGUAAAGGACAGAAGGAUAAUAGUUAUACACCGUCUUGUGUUGUAGAAGGUAUUGAUGAGAUGAACGUCUUUUUCAUAAUCUGGGGGCCCCAACUUGCACGUUGUUGUGUGGAGGUUGAUAUCUCUCACUUGCCUCCUGCAAAGAUUCACGUCCAACAUGGGGAGGAGGAUAUGUUCCUUGACUUCUACUAUGAAAACGUACCUUCUUAUUGCAUGGAUUGUGGGAAGAUUGGUCAUCCAAAGGAGAGGUGCCCACUAGGGAAAAACAGGCAAGAUGCAAGGCCUAAGGAUGUGAAGACAGAUACUGCAUGGCAAGUGGUUACUCGUAAGAAAGGGAAGACCAAGAUGGCCAAGAAGCCAGAAAUGGUUUGGAAAGCAAAACCUUAUCAAACUUCCAUGCAACUUGUGCAGUGGUUUGAAGGUCCGGGUGAGUCUUCUAGGGUGAGAGAAAAUAGUGUGGUUGCGGACUCCCAUGUUCAGCUUCUACUCCCAGAGGGAAUUUUUACUAUCUCUGAUCCCACUCUAUUGACUGCCUUCACGAUGCACAAACUUUUCUCUCCCACACCUUUGGAGGUUAAAGAAGACUGCAUGGCAAUUAUUCCUUAUGAGGACUGUUUAGAGGAACUCCUAGAAGAUGCAGAACCAGAUGUGGGUUUCUAUAUGGAUGGGGGUGAUAUUGAUUCAGUUUGCCAUUAUCUUGAAGAAUUUCCUUCUUUGGAUAGCCCCUCUCCAGAUCUGGUUGUAUCUUCUAAGCUUUCUAAAAGCUCAAAACCAAGGGAGCGUAGCCAUGCAAUGGAUGAUUACCUCUCCCUCCACACUGUUAUUGAAGAGUCUCAGAUCCUUACUUGUGGAUUCAAGCAUGCUGCUUCCUCUCCAUCUAUUUGGAUUUCAAGCGUGUAUGGUUUGCAUACCAGAUCUGAUAGAGAGGAUCUCUGGCUAUCUCUUAGAACUCUUUUUCCUAGGUCUGGUCCUUGGAUUGUUGGGGGUGACUUUAACACUGUUGCCUCUCUCUCAGAACACAAAGGUGUUGUUUGUCCAGAUCUUGGAGGAAUAGGGGAUUUUGCUCAGGUCAUCUCUGAGUGUGAGCUUGUGGCUCCUCCCUUUCUUGAGAGUGAAUUCACUUGGACUGUAAUUGAGAUCAGACAUCUUGGACAAGGACUUUCAGAUCAUAGGCCCCUUCUUUUCAAAUCACUUUCCCAUCAUGUGGUGGGCCCUAAACCUUUCAGAUUUCUGAAUGUAUGUUGUUCACAUACUUCCUUUAAGGACCUUGUUGCUAGCUCCUGGGGACAGAGUUUUCAAGGAGGGGGUAUGAGGGGUCUGGCUUUUAAAUUGGCUGCUCUGAAGAGGGCACUUCUUCAGUGGAACAAAGAGGUUUGGGACAUUAUUAAGGUGUAUGUCUAUAAAGCUGUGCAGGAGUUCUUUUUGGGUAUCCCUUUGCCUACGGUUUUUGGGAGUACUUUGAUCACCCUUAUUCCAAAACUUGAGGGUGCUAUAACUCUGGAUCAGUUUAGGCCCAUUUCUCUCUCUACUUUUUUCAACAAGAUCCUUUCCAGGAUACUCAAUGAUAGACUGAAGAGAGUCCUUCCCACUCUUAUCUCCCCAGAGCAGGUUGCUUUUCAGCAAGGAAAAAGUAUUAAUGAACAUGUUUUGAUGGUUAAAGAGAUGGUGCAUUUGCUAUCUGCAAAUACCAGAGGUGGAAAUUGUAUCACCAAGCUUGAUCUGUCUAAGGCUUUUGACAACAUAUCUUGGAGUUAUUUGGAGCAGCCCAAGGGUUUUUUCCCCGUGCAGUGUGGUGUUAAGCAGGGUGAUCCCUUGUCACCUCUUUUGUUCAUUCUAGCUAUGGAAGGGUUUACCAGUUACUUUAAUCAUCUUGCUAACACUGGAAGGAUCAGCUGUUUCUCAUCUGGCAAGACAGUGGCCCCAAGUCAUUUGUUGUAUGCUGAUGAUAUAUUCAUUUUCACUAGAGCUGAUUGUAGGAAUCUCUUGAGGUUAAAGGCAGCUCUUUCCUCUUUUGGGAUGGCAUUUGGUCAGGCUAUUAACUUUAAUAAAAGUCAGGUGAUUGUUCAUGACAAGAUGAGGCAGGAGCAUAGGGCUAAGAUUAAAAGUAUACUUGGCAUUAGAUGUACCCCCAGAGAGUUUACUUAUCUGGGGUCUACUGUUGUGAGAGGAAAGUUGAGGAAAGCUCACUGCCAAGCAUUGAUCCAGAAGUUUGAGAGAAGAAUUGCAGCCUGGUAUAGUAGGAAGCUUAAUCAGAUGGGGAGGCUUAUUUUGAUUAAGCAUGUUCUCUCUUCUAUUCCUUUGCAUAUCUUGGCGGUUCAGGAACUACCUAAGUCUGUCAUUAAGUGUCUUCAUAGGAUGAUGACUAAUUUUUUCUGGGGGGCUAAGGAUGAGGGCCAAAAGUAUCAUUGGAGGAAAUGGGAAAAGCUAUGUUUCCCCUUGCACGAGGGUGGAUUAGGGGUAAGGGAUCUUGGCCAUUGUCAAAGGGCAGCUGCCAUGGAUCUAUGGUGGAAGGUUCAGGCAGGGCUGUAUGGGCUGAUGGAGCAUACUCUUUUGGCAAGGGAGAUCUCUGGUCUUUGGAAAGCUUAUGCAGCUGCUGCCAAGGCUCCCUUCUCAGCUGCCCCUCUCUCUUUGCAGCAGAUGCUGUUAAGUUGGUGGUUUUCUUCUAACAAGAAGAGCAUUUUGGGCAAUGUGAGAUUUGUUCUUCCUGGGCUGCUGAUCUGGAACAUUUGGAAGGCAUACAACUCCUACAUAUUGGCUCAGGCUAGGUUUUCGAAGCAGAAUAUUAUGGCAGCUACAAAUCAGAUCCUCCAACAAUGGUUUUGGGCUAAGCAUUUGGAUACUUCUUUGUUAUAUAAAUCACAGCUUUUUAGCUUGGGUAUUUUCAGAUUUUCUAGGCAUGCGUGAUGUAUUUUGGACCUUGCAGCUCUAUUGAAUUUU